Molecule: messenger RNA, 3442 nt
Organism: Python bivittatus (Burmese python)
Lineage: Eukaryota; Metazoa; Chordata; Lepidosauria; Squamata; Pythonidae
Source: RefSeq, a predicted model, not a curated record
GGGACGAGCCGCGGCCACGGCUGCGGCGCUCGGCUCCUGGCUCCCGCCGCCCCCCUCUCGGUCCAUGGAUACCUUAUGCAGGGAGGAAGCCGCCAAGCUCCGGAGCUGAUCUGCCGGCUGGAAGGAAGGAAGGGAUGAAAGAAUGAUGUGAUGGAGAAGAAUAUGGGCCACUGGUCAUAUCCUUUGGCCCCUGCAUCUGGCCUCAUCUUCCUGCUUGUUCAGCUUCUGGCUAACAUCUGUCAUGGCCUUCAAGGGAAUUUACCACUGGGCUUCCACUUUACACAUUCCAUUUACAACACCACAGUGUACGAAAACUCAGCGGCACGGACUUACUUGAACAGUCAAAGCAGAAUGGGCAUUGCUACAGCUGACUUUUCUUGGGACAUCAAGUACAGGAUAGUAUCUGGUGAUGAUGAAGGUUUUUUCAAAGCAGAGGAAGUUGCAAUAGCUGAUUUUUGUUUCCUUAGGAUAAGAACUAAAGGAGGAAAUUCCGCCAUACUGAAUCGAGAAAUCCAGGACAAUUAUUUAUUGAUAAUAAAAGGUUCUGUCCGGGGAGAAGACUUGGAAGCAUGGACAAAAGUGAACAUACAGGUUUUGGACAUGAAUGAUUUACGGCCUUUAUUUUCACCUACCACCUAUUCUGUAACAAUAGCUGAAAGCACACCUUUGAGGACUAGUAUCGCACAGGUUACUGCAACAGAUGCUGAUAUUGGUUCUAAUGGUGAAUUUUAUUACUACUUCAAAAAUAAAGUUGAUCUCUUCUCAGUCCAUCCCACCAGUGGGGUUAUCUCCUUAAGUGGCAGGCUAAACUAUGAUGAGAAAAACCGAUAUGACCUUGAAGUUUUGGCUGUGGACCGUGGGAUGAAGCUGUAUGGUAACAAUGGAGUAAGCAGCACUGCCAAACUUUAUAUACAUAUUGAACGUAUAAAUGAGCACGCCCCAACUAUUAAUGUAGUAACGCAUGUUCCCUUCCCUUUGGAUAAGGAGUCUACGUAUGCUGUUAUUAAUGUUGAUGAUAUAGACGAAGGUGCUAAUGGUGAAAUUGAAUCUGUUUCUAUUGUUGCUGGAGAUCCCUUGGAGCACUUUCAGUUGGUUAAGGAGGGGAGAUGGAUGAAUGAGUAUAAAAUCAAAGAGAAAAAGGCCAUUGAUUGGGACAGUGUUCCGUAUGGUUACAAUCUUACUUUGCAAGCCAAAGACAAGGGGUCUCCUCAAAAGUUUUCAGCUAUGAAACUGGUCCAUAUUACCAGUCCCAAGAGAGACGUGAGUCCAGUCAAGUUUGAAAAGGAAAUGUAUGAUGUAGCAAUCAGUGAAUUUUCUCCUCCUGGAGUAGUUGUUGCCAUAGUUAAAUUAACACCAGAAACCCAGGGGGAAGAAUAUAAAUUAACUCCCAAUGAAGAUGCUGAAUAUUUUAAGAUAAAUCCCAGGACAGGUCUACUUACCACAGCACAUCCUUUAAAAAUUGUUGACAAGGAAUUGUAUGACUUAGAAGUAACAAAUAAAGACGGGGACUUAAAAGCACCUGUUACUGUAAGGAUUGAAGAUGCCAAUGAUCAUAUUCCAGAGUUCACCCAGCCUUCAUACAGCUCCUAUAUCAAUGAAAGUGUCCCUGUGGGGACUAAUAUUCUAUCAAUUUCUGCCUUUGAUAAGGACCGGGGGGAAAAUGGCUAUAUCACAUACAGCAUUGCUAGUUUAAAUUCACUCCCCUUUUCCAUCAACCAGUUUACUGGGGUUAUUAGCACAUCUGAAGAACUGGAUUUUGAGUCAUCUCCAGAGAAUUACCGAUUUAUUGUGAGGGCUUCCGAUUGGGGCUCACCUUACCGCCAUGAAAGUGAGGUUAAUGUCACAAUCAUCAUAGGCAACGUGAACGAUAACAAGCCACUGUUUGAAAAGGUGGCUUGUCAAGGAGUCAUCUCAUCAGAUUUUCCCGUUGGUGGGCAUAUCACAGCUGUGUCUGCUAUAGAUAUUGAUGAAAUGGAGCUUGUGAAGUACAAAAUCAUUUCAGGUAAUGAAUUGGGUUUUUUUUACCUGAAUCCAGACUCAGGAGUUCUACAGCUUAAAAAGUCUCUAGCCGGUGCUGGCAUCAAGACCAGCAAUUUUGGACUUCGGAUAACAGCAACCGAUGGGGAGUAUUUUGCUGACUCUAUGUUUGUCAACAUUUCGGUAGUUCAUGGAAAAGUCUCUUCCAAGACCUUUAGCUGUAGAGAGACAAGGGUUGCUCAGAGGCUGGCAGAGAAGCUGCUGAAAAAGGCCAAAGCCAACGUGAAACUUAAUUCAGAAGAUGGCUUCCUUGAUUUUUAUUCUGUGAACAGGCAGGCUCCACAUUUUGAUAAAUCCUUUCCCUCUGACAUAUCAGUCAGAGAAGACCUUCCUGUUGGUGCUACCAUAUAUCGAAUCAAGGCCUAUGAUGCUGAUUCUGGCUUUAAUGGGAAGGUCCUCUAUACCAUAUCAUCUGGCAAUACUGACAGCUGUUUUAAUCUUGAAAUGGAGACUGGUCUGCUUAAGGUCCUUAUGGCCAUGGAUCGUGAGAAGACAGAACUGUAUCUUCUUAAUAUUACCAUUUAUGAUUUAGGCAACCCUCAGAAAGCCACAUGGAGAUUACUCACCAUAACUGUGGAAGAUGCAAAUGAUAACAAGCCUGUUUUUUUGCAGGAAAGUUACACAGUUAAUAUUUUGGAAAGUACAAGUAUUGGUGUCGAGAUUAUCCAGGUAGAGGCCAGGGACCGAGAUCUGGGAGCAAACGGAGAAGUGAGUUACUCUAUCUUGACAGACACACAACAAUUUGUAAUCAAUAACUCCACAGGGAUAAUUUACGUAGGAGAUAAUUUGGACAGGGAAGCCAAGGCAAAUUUUACAUUAAACAUAGAGGCAAGAGAUAGAGCAGAGAAUGGGCACCAGCAAUUUUCUGUUGUCCCCUUGAAGGUUUUUUUGGAUGAUGUCAAUGAUUGUGCUCCAGUUUUCAUACCACCCAGCUAUAGUGUGAAAGUCUUGGAAGAUUUACCUGUUGGCACAGUCAUUGCUUGGCUUGAAACUCAAGAUCCAGAUCUUGGUCUUGGAGGACAAGUACGCUAUUCUUUGGUGAACGAUUACAAUGGGAGAUUUGAAAUAGACAAAUCCAGCGGUGCCAUCCGUCUCAGUAAAGAACUUGAUUACGAGAAGCAGCAGUUCUACAACUUAACAGUACGAGCCAAGGAUAAGGGACGUCCAGUUUCCUUAUCCUCCAUUUCCUUUGUGGAAGUCGAAGUGGUGGAUGUGAAUGAAAAUCUCUACACUCCUUAUUUUUCUGACUUUGUAGUCAUUGGAUCCGUGAAGGAAAAUUCACGGAUUGGUACAAGUGUUUUGCAAGUUAAUGCUAGGGAUGAUGACACCGGCAGAGAUGGUGAGAUUCAGUACUCCAUCCGGGAUGGCAGUGGACUUGGACGUUUUAACAUAGACGAAGAAACUG